Messenger RNA from Endocarpon pusillum Z07020, 753 nucleotides. RefSeq lists its product as uncharacterized. The record is from RefSeq and is a predicted model, not a curated record. Gene Ontology annotation, biological process: proteasome-mediated ubiquitin-dependent protein catabolic process; protein polyubiquitination. Bases 1 to 753 code for a protein of 250 amino acids. The transcript has 3 exons. Lineage: Eukaryota; Fungi; Ascomycota; Eurotiomycetes; Verrucariales; Verrucariaceae. Gene Ontology annotation, molecular function: ubiquitin conjugating enzyme activity.
AUGUCUCAGGCAAUGUUGAUGAAGGAGUACAAAGAUCUUUCAAAGGAGAAAUGGUUGAAGAUCGAGCUUGAUGACGAGAACAUUUAUCGCUGGAACAUUGCUUUGAUCAUUUUGAACCCUGACUCUUUGUACUAUGGAGGAUACUUCAAGGCCAUCAUGACCUUUCCGAAAGACUAUCCAUACAUACCACCAGACUUCAAGUUUAUCCGCCCCCUCUUUCACCCUAACAUAUACGAAGACGGCAAGCUUUGCAUUUCCAUCUUGCACGCUCCAGGAGAAGAUGUCAUGUCUGGCGAGCUGGCCUCGGAGCGUUGGACCCCCGUACAGCGUACCGAGUCGGUUCUUAUCUCCAUCCUGUCUCUGCUUGACGAUGCUGAAGUCUCUUCGCCUGCCAAUGUGGACGCUGGGAUCAUGCUACGGAAAGAGCCCGAGAAGUACAAGGCUAGGGUUAGGGAAGAGGUUGAGGCAUCCAAGAAGGAUAUACCUGAAGGCUUCGUGAUGCCGACACAUGAAUCAACCAAGCCUCCUGUCAUCGAGAAGUACGACGAUGAUUUCUGGGCAGAUAGUGAUGCAGACAACUCUUUUGGCGGAAGUGACUCGGACGCAGAAAUCAACCACGAUGACGAUGACGACGACGACGAUGAAGACGAAGACGAAGACUAUAUGAAGGGAGAAGAGAGUGCCCAAGGUGACAGGACUCCACUGGGCGAAGAGGUCGAGGAUUCCGAAAUGACUGACCACGAGCAAAUCUGA